Messenger RNA from Fraxinus pennsylvanica, 312 nucleotides. The record is from the annotation of a GenBank genome assembly. NCBI's taxonomy places the organism in Eukaryota, Viridiplantae, Streptophyta, Magnoliopsida, Lamiales, Oleaceae.
AUGGUGUGUUGUGUAAGAGCUGCACAGCAAGAAAGAUCAACGUUUGUAUCAUCUUUAAUGCCUCUUCUUGCAGAGUAUUCUCUUCAGCCGCCUCUUGCCCAUGCUCAAUCCAUUGUCAGUAAUGUCAAGGUUUUGUUUAGACAUUUGCUUGAACAAAUUCUUGCUAUGGAGGCAAAGCUGAAGGAGUCUCAGUACCAGCUAGCACCAUGGCGUUCUGAAGUCAAUCCCUCUAGUUUUCCUCAAUCAUCAUCUCAUCCUAAGGCUGGUGAAAAGAAGAAAAGGAGGGAAGGAGGGCUCUUCUUCAAUAAGUAA